Pollicipes pollicipes is the source of this 1249-nucleotide messenger RNA. Its product is annotated as carbohydrate sulfotransferase 11. Gene Ontology annotation, biological process: carbohydrate biosynthetic process. The coding region runs from base 55 to 999 and encodes 314 amino acids. The transcript has 4 exons. The record is from RefSeq and is a predicted model, not a curated record. NCBI's taxonomy places the organism in Eukaryota, Metazoa, Arthropoda, Thecostraca, Pollicipedomorpha, Pollicipedidae. Gene Ontology annotation, molecular function: sulfotransferase activity. Gene Ontology annotation, cellular component: membrane.
CCCACCGUCGCAGCGCCGCCCUUCAGCUGGGAUGAGAAGGCGGUGGACGCCCGGAUGAAGGCCAGGACCGAGCACCUGGCACAGGUGUGUCAGUCCCACCGACUCGGGCUCUGGGAGCAGCCCGGGGUGUAUCCGGACAUCACGUACCCGCCGUCGCCGCAGUACUCGGUGUUUUACUUCAACAGAAAGUACAAGCUAGGAUAUUGUCCACUGUACAAAUCUGGGACAACGUCUUGGCUAUACAACUUUGCCAUUCUCGGAGGCUACACAGAAGCACAAAUAUCACGCAGCACGAAGCAGAUCAGCGACAUAAGUCGUUCUGUGACGCCAGAGCUGGAGUUUGACGGCGCCAGACAGGCGCUAAACGACUCGUACCUGUUCCUGGUGGUACGGCACCCGUUCGAGCGCAUACUCUCCGCCUACCGCGACAAGCUCGAGAACAUUCGUGUCGGGCUCGAGCAUGGCACAGAGCACUUCUACCAGAAGUACGGUCGGCGCAUCGUGGAGAAGUACCGCCACGGCGCCGUCGCCCCGCGCGCCAAGCACUGGGACACGUUCGGCGUGCUCAAGGAGGUCGUCAAGCGCGUAGCCUUCAGGUCGGGAGACGGCGACGAUGAAAGCGUGCCUCCGUUGGGGAUCGAACCCACGUUUGCGGAGUUCGUGCAGUAUCUGAUCGAUACGGACUUGGCGAACUACAGUGAUGACCACUGGAUCCCCUACUACCUGUACUGCACGCCGUGUAGCGUGCGGUACCACGCGGUGGCCAAGUUCGAGACGCUGCGAGAGGAUCAGGAGUACGUGCUGAAGCGGGGUGCUGUCGACCACUUGAUUCAUGCCAAGUGGCGUCACAUGACGAAGGGAAAGCCGACCAAAGCGGUGGCCGAAUCGUACUUCUCGACCAUCACCAGGGACCAGGUGGAGAAACUGUACGCGAAGUACGAGUUUGACUUCGAGUUGUUUCAGUAUUCACCCGAAGAAUAUUUCCGGAUGACUAUGUAAACGCUAAUUCGUGCCAUUUUUUUAUACCGGAAGCGAUUGCCGUUUAAGGGAGACAUGUACGUAGGAUUGAACACUUGUGUACCCUGACCAUAGUAAAGCUGUCGGUAAUUCCACCGUCUUCCGUGUGGCUGAUCAGGAUAUCGAUUAUGCCUUGGAAUCGAGCGAUACCCACCAUGGUGCAAUGCUGGCGGACAUAUUGUGCUGAGGACAUCUUUCACAAUGCAUAUAAACAAUUGUGUCUGCCAUAGCA